GGCACGCGAGUGACAUUCACACCAUUCGGCUGAUUUGGCACCGCGCUGCAGAAACAAUUUGCUGCUGGCCGGACGAGUGUGUCAACAACCUGUUGACGGGAACCAAAAACUAAAAGGAUCCUGUGGGUACAAAUGCAGCAGAGCAGAGCUCAGCCUGAAUACCAGUGCUGCUGACGACCGCUCUGAUCCCACACUCACACACACUCAUCACACACCCGCUCACAUCACACACACACACACACACCCGCUCACAUCACACACUCAUCACGCCGCUCUCAGAGAGGCCGGAGCUCAGAGCAGCACCGGAAGAUGCAACCGGCUGGCAGCCACUGACAGCCUUCAGCAGUCAGUCAAUCGGGACACACUCAGCCUUCAGAGGAAGACGACUUGGCAAAGGACACAAAAGUGACCUGCACAUUCUCACCGCACACGAUCCCGCUUCCUUCAAAGAAAAGGGAACCUGACCCUGGGGCAGGAAAAAGGAGCGAUCGUACCUCGCCGCGGAAACUCGACCCGCCGGACGGAGAGACGGAAGUCGCCGACCCGCCGUGCCUGACAACCGACAAGGCAGCGAGAUGCUGGCUAAGAUCCUGGAGGACAUGUGGGUGGAGCCCGAGGUGCUGGAGGCCCUCAGCGAGGAGCAGAAGAGGAUCCUCUUCUUGAAGAUGAGAGAGGAGCAGGUACGCCGCUGGACGGAGCACGAGAAGAGGGAGGAGAGGGAAGGAGGAGAACCCAGCAAAAGGCCCAAGAAAGGCGACAACAAACGUGUGAAGUGGCAGCUGGGUCGGGACGGAGAUGUCAGCGUCAUUGUGAUCGGAGAGGUGGACGAGUUCAGGUCCUCCAAACUCCUCCAGACCCUCAUGAACAACAGGGUCCACAGUGACACUGAGCACGGCGUCCACGCGGUGGACUUGCUGCCCGGAAGAGAGAGCAAGCAGCUCACCUUUAAAGAAGAGCUUCCCCUCGCAGAUGCUAUCGAGGCCCCCUCCUCCUCCUCCUCCCCACACGACAACUGGUCCGAGGAGGACUCCUGCAGCGCCGAGGACGACCCGAAGGACCCCGCCGAGGACAGUGGCAGCGAAUCAGGCGGCAGCUCGGACACCCGCGGCGACUGGACGCCUCUACGCGGGCCCCGCGCUAGUAGCCAUGGCAACCGGCCGCCGCCUGAGGCCCAGCUGUCAGACGCGGAGCGGCCGGGCCCACAGGACGGAGAGAGGUCGCAGUACGGAGGCCGCGUGGCGCAGCUCAAGAAGCAGUUUGCGGCUGAUGCUCACAGCCCAUCCGCCUACACCAAACCUCCUGUACCCACCAAACCCGCUCACCUGCAGACACCUGCAGUGCCCGUCAUCCACUCAGACUGAAGGUGUGUCCGGCCCGCAAUGAGGCGACGCUGAGACAAAACCCGUGCGAAAAACACCGGCUCUGUUAGACGCCGAUGGACCCGGGCCGAGGCCGCGUACAGAGAAACGGAUCUUCACUUGAGCCGAAGCGGUGACCUGAGAGACACUUUGUGAGGCCACGGCACGCAGAGAGAGAAAUACUUGAAACCUUUUUCAACCUAAAUCAACCUGAAUAAGAAAAACCAAAAAGCUUUGAUGUUGCCGAGUCCAAAUGGUUUGGUUUCGACGCGGAGAGAUGUCUGGAGACACACACAUACACGCUGACAGACUGUUGAAUACAGGAGGAAACGCACUGUGUCGCACUUGAUAAAUGAGUAUUAUAGGUUUUCCUAUGCAGGAGGUAUAAGCAAGGUUAUUGGAAACGGAAACAUGUUUGAUCUGUUUGAUGUUUGAAAGAAUCUGUGCUGUUCAAAAGCUUUAAAGUUUAAACCGUUUUAAAUGUAGUCCAUGUAACUUGUCAAUGUGCAUUUUUAUCUCUGCUCAAAGAGUCAAUCACCAGUUUAUCAAUCACAACGUUGGCAGGUUUUUUUUUUUUUGUGGGGUCAAAUAAAAGGACUGAAUGCAUGGUAAAUAAUAAACUGACUUGUUUUCCAAAA
Messenger RNA from Gasterosteus aculeatus aculeatus (three-spined stickleback), 1996 nucleotides. The record is from RefSeq and is a predicted model, not a curated record. NCBI's taxonomy places the organism in Eukaryota, Metazoa, Chordata, Actinopteri, Perciformes, Gasterosteidae.